Paramecium pentaurelia is the source of this 717-nucleotide messenger RNA. Lineage: Eukaryota; Ciliophora; Oligohymenophorea; Peniculida; Parameciidae. The record is from the annotation of a GenBank genome assembly.
AUGUUACAUGAACUAGUUUAACUAAUUGUUUAAAAUAAAAUAGAGGAAAUAUAUGGUUCUAAAAAUAUAAGAUUUCUGUCAGAAAAAGACGUUGACUAGACUUCUAACAAUAAAUAACCCAUUAAAUCAGAAUAGAAUUAAGAUUAUAAUGACGGCUAUCUUGUAAUUAUACUAUUAAUUUGUCUCUUUUUGCUCAUCUGUGUUUGUGGAACAAUCAUAGAAGUUAGCAGAAGAAAGAAAGUUAAAAAAGAAAUUAAAUAGAAAUUAUUAUAAGAAACACCUCAUUCACUAUAAUCCAACAUCAAAAUACUAAAUAGUAUCUAAGUUUAGUUUUAAUAUUCUUUAUGGAAGUUAACCAGCUUCAAUUUUAAGAAUUAAUCUACUCAAAAAAUACUAAGAUUCUAGCCAAUUUUUAUAUCUCAUAAUAAACUUGAGCUUUAAAUUAAAUUGGAAUAAGAUCAUUAUCCUUGGUCAGCUGAAGGACAUAUAUUUACAAACUCAGAAUCAGAAAUAUAAAUUUAUUUGAGAACAAGCCUUGAUUGUGAAUUAUUAGAAAAGAAUGAUAGAAGUGAUCAUUUAUAUUUACUACAAUAAUUUAAAGGAAAAUACAACAAUGAGGGAAAUAAAUUUGUUGGUUCAUGGAGUGUCUAUGGAAGUUAAGAACUUAAUAAUUUAAAUUUUUUUGGAGAAUUCGAAUUAUUAAAAAUACUUUUUUGA